AAUGAGAAAAUUAGUGAUACAUCAACAAAUUUAUUAGACUGAAUUUGCAUGACAGAUCUAUGCAUUACAAAAUACAGCCUUAAAAUGUAUUGCAUCAGCAGAGGCACAUAUUGCUAUCAAAUGGCUAAAUAAUAAAUAAAACCGAAACCACCGUUAGUCUGAAGCACAUCAUCUUGAAACUAAAACUAAAUUAAACCUCCCAUAAAAGCAUUGCAGAUAUCUAACAAAAAUGCCAGAUUUAAUCAGAGAUAACAUUAGCUGUAAAUGUGGUCUCAGCAGCAUUAGGUCUUGCAUAGUGAUUUCUCUCAUCUUUGUUUCUUCUUUAAAAAAAAUAUAUGAGUCAGUCCUGGUUAAUGUCACACAAACCUCUUGUAGGACUGUAUAAGAGCCUGAUUUAUACCCCAUAAUAAUCUUUGUGUCUAUUAUACCGUAUCCAUGUUUUACCCCUCACCUACACCAUUAGGCACAAAAUGCUGACUGAGGGGAAAAAACAUUUCUUUGUCUUUCUCCCAUGCAACCAUUCUCCGGUCUUGCUCACUGUCAUUCACUCAAUCUUCGCACGCAUUCGGACACUUGGAUACUCUCAUAUGAUUUCUGCACACAGCGUUCCCCCUCCCCCUCCGCUCUCUGACACAUUCCAAAGGUCAAAGUCACUGGAGGGGUUUGAAGGACAGGCACAGUAACUCCAAAAGGGCUCUGUGUGACAGCAAAUACAUGUGAAGAACAAUAUGCUUCACAGUGGAGACAAUUUAGCAAGUUCAAAUUAUAAAAGGGAUAUGAGUAACUGCAGGGUUAUUAUAAUAAUUAACUACAACGAAAGCCAUUAAAAACAUUUUCAUUACUUUAAAUAAAAUAAAUGUUAACUGAAAUAAAUAAAAUAUAAGUUUAAGGGUUUUUAUGUAUAUAUUUUAAGAUAUUUUUAGAUAUUAAAUGUGCAUUGAUAAAACUAACAUACAAGUUAUAUCUGAGAUUUUUAAACUUUUAAGUUCACUUAGUGAAAACUUCCAUUCAUAGACUUUCCCUUUCAUUUUUUACAUUAUAUUUAGAGACAACAGACACGGUUUGUGGCCCCUGGAUAUACUCAACCAAUAUAUUUUAUCUUUCAGUGACUUUGUAGGCUACCUGCUAUAAAGCAUAUGGUGUAACUAACAGCAUUAAUGAAUGAUAUUUUAUAUGUCUUUGUCACAUAUUUUAAAAAUACAAAAGUGAAGUUGUCUUAGACUUCAGUGCUGCAGGUCUGUAACAUUAGUUAAAGAUUUCUAAAGUGUUUUUUUCUAUUACCUGAGGUUACUGAUUUAUUGUUGAGGUAUGCUGGUUAAAAACAGUUCAGAAUUAUACCUAUUGUUAAACCUGUCACAGUAGUCAGUAUCACAGUUGUAUAUACAUAAAUUUCAAGCACAGAUAAAAACAAUAGAACAAAGAUACAAAUGAAACAAACAGUCAUUUAGACUAUGUUUUUCAGGCAAGUCUAACAGUAUUCAGGUACAGAAAUUGAAUGAUCAAAAGUAAAAUUACACUGUAUAAAUUAAAUAUAUUUACACUGUAUUACACUGUAUAUAUUAAAUAUAAUUAAUUUUUGUUAAAGCUAAAAAGGUAUCGCGAUAUCAAUGCUUAAACGAUAUAUCAUGAAGCCCUAGUCAAUAUAGAUGUCAGGUGGUGCUGUGUAAAAUUAAAGCAUAGUAGCAGUGAUCAACUGAUUUCUAAUGUAAAGUUUACUGUGUAAAUCAAUUUCUCAGCAGAGAAAUCAGAGCUAAGUACCAUGUGUUAGCCUUUGAACUUCGACUACAGUAUGCAUGCAACUGUAGAACAAAGACUGUAAGAGCAGACUUCAGAAGGUGACCUUGUUCAGCGAGCCUUGACAAUUGAAAGGUUGAUUGCUAAACUGGAUUACAACUUCUUAAGGACAGAGAUUCCCAAUCACGUCCAAGAAGGGCCUAGUGGUCAACGGAACUUUAAAGUCAGUUUCUAUAAUGCAAUCAUUAGAAAAAGGCUUUUUAAUCAAAUAUGAAGUAGACGUAUCUAGUAGACGUAUAUUUAACUGCAAAAAAGUAUUAAAAACUGCCUCAAGCAAAAACUUUACUCUCUAAGUGGUUAAUUUUUUUUCAGUCGUUAACUAUGAAGCAACAUUGUUGAUUAUGCUUCAAUUUAUAUCAGCAAUAUUUGUUUGUUGCACUGACUUAUAUGGCAGUUGUCUAUGACUUAAGACCAAGUUCGGUUAUGUGUGCACGACACGAAUUUCGUCAUCAGCAUAGUACGUGCGUACUGUAGACACGCAGCCCGAUUUUCUAACCGUGCGUACUCUGUACUCGCAGCUACAUGCGCCUUGAGAGAGAUUCAGAGAUACCUGUAACAUUUAAACUGUGUAAUAUUUCAUUGCUCAUAACAUUGCCCGAAGAGAAAUAGUGCAGACACUGGACAAGGAUGAAACUUACUAGUGCGCAGUGCUGCCAAUUUAGCGAUUUUGUCGCUAGAUUUAGCGACUUCCACACCCCUUUUGAGACUUUUUUCAAAAGCCUAGCGACAAAUCUAGCAACUUCUUGGACAAUCCUUAUCUAGAUUCCGUGACUCGCCCACUGAUCUAUAAUUAUAUUAAUAUAGAUCAGUGGACUCGCCAGUAUGACGUCAUCUACGACAUUUAGCGACCAGUUUUAGCUACUUUCAGCUGAAAGCAAUUGGCAACACUGCUAGUGCGCAUGUGUCCACCACCUGUGUUCACGCACAUUAUUAAAUGGAGUAUACUGAUGAAAGCCAAUGAGUUCUAUUGUGCUGAAGUUCCGUAAAAAAAAGCAUACUUUGGGCUUUAUACUGACUCCUAGAUGCAGGAUGCAGAAUUAUGCAGAUUUAAGUUACUAGAAAUGCGCUAUUUGCAAUCAACCCUUAUUAAUUUAUUCCAAAAAUGUUCAGUAACAAGGAUGUUAGUGAUUCGGUUGGUCACAUCACAUGAUCUCAACAUGUCUGCCCCCAUGAAUGUAACUGGCUCCAUGUAAAAUAAAGCUUUUAUUGACAUGACUAGUCACUAUGAAAUGGAAGUUGCGAUAGCGUUCUCUUCCCUAUUGUGAUGUAUAUCCAAUUGAAAUGGCUUUUCGAACAAGAAAAAAAUGGAGAGCGGGACUUGAUUUUGUCCAUCGGGAAUUGAUUGGAUCGUUGGAUCUUUGUAGUUUGCUAUUGCUGUGAUCUCAUGUGAGUGGCAGGUUUGCCCCGCCCUCGUGCCAGUAAACACGUCAUCAGAAAAGAGAUGUCAGUGCAAGAGGGAGGGGAAGUUAUUUGAUUAAAGAUAACGAGGGGCUAAUGAAUUAAAAAAAAUAAAAAUAAAGAUGGAUAAAUCAUUUUUAUUAAAUACUGCAAUAUUCCAUUUAAAAUAGGAAUUGUCCAUUUUGAUUUCAUGGUGACUUUCAUCUCGUCGCAGUACAUCAUUUUAAACUUAUUUGUAAAGCAUUUUAAGCUAUUUUUUCGAAAUAAUAAACUAUUUCUUUGUGUGUAAAACUUUUUUUUAUAGGAAACGAUUAAGUUAAUCGUAAAGUACGUACAUUACAUUUGACAACAUAACCACUGCCACCAAGUCUGCUUCAAAUAGUGCAAACAGACUUUUAAAAACCAAAUAAAAUUACUACGUUCUUCUACCAAUUGCAUUACGUCAGUGACGACGUGAAAUGCCUAGAAUACUAGAAUGCAAAGCAGAUCUGUCGCGCGUGAGGUAGUUUGUUUCCAGUGUGAAAGGCUGUACCGGUAAUGCGACAUGCCUCGAGUACUAGAGUCCGGGGUAAAAUCUCACGAGCUGACACAAUGUAUGAGCCAGGGGACAACUCGAUCAAGGUGCUGCCCACUGAUCGAGAUAUCCAGUCUGAGAUGCACAACGUUAUAGAUAUUUCCUCAAGAAUUCUGGAGGCAAACAAAGAGAUCAGUGAUGUGCUUCUGGAGGGAGAUAUGGCCUUACCCAAAACAAGGAAUGCCAUGAAAUGCUUGAAUGACUACUGCAAAUGGCCAAAAUCCCCAUCUGGACUGGUUGAAGUGCCAUACACCAUUGCUAACGACUUCUAUAGUGAUGAGAAGGCAGUGAUCGAAAGCGCAAUGAAGAGCAUCUCUGCAAAAACCUGCGUCAGUUUUGUGCCACGAACCAAUCAAGUGGACUACCUCAGCAUUGAGAACCUGCUAGGCUGUUGGUCUACUGUAGGGAGAUCUGGAGGGAAACAGCAGGUGUCUCUGUCUGUGGACGGCUGUGUUUCUCAUGGGAUCAUUGAGCAUGAGCUCAUCCAUUCUCUGGGAUUCCACCAUGAGCACACCAGGAGCGACAGAGACCAGUACAUCCGGAUCAACUGGGACAAUAUUCCACAAGCAUCUGCAUACAACUUUCAGAAGAAGGACACAAAUAAUCUGAAUACCCCUUAUGACUACAACUCCAUCAUGCAUUAUGGAAGGACAGCCUUCGCCAUACAAUAUGGGAAGGAAACCAUCACUCCUAUUCCUAAUCCUUCAGUGCAGAUCGGACAGAGGCUGGAAAUGUCUAACAUUGACAUUCAGAGGAUCAACAAGCUCUAUCAGUGUGGUGAGCACAUUACACGCAUGUACAGUAGUCUCAUUUAUUAUAAAUAGUAUUUUUGAGAGUAAAUACUGCACAAAAGUGUUAUGAUGGCAAUGGGAUAAAAGUAAAAUGUAUAUAUAUUUUUUUACCUGCAGCUCUUUAAAGUAAACACUCAAGAUCAAACCCCAGUGAAAUACAGACUGUGACUAAAUAAAAGGAUUACGGCACAGUGUAACCGAAGUAAAUCCUUUCCUUCCUCUUUUGUCUGUAACUUGACCACAUAAAUGUAAUGGACUGACUGCAGUGCUGAAUUGCAAUAAACCUUGUUACGGGUGA
Ctenopharyngodon idella (grass carp) is the source of this 4855-nucleotide messenger RNA. Its product is annotated as hatching enzyme 1.2-like. Lineage: Eukaryota; Metazoa; Chordata; Actinopteri; Cypriniformes; Xenocyprididae. The transcript has 8 exons. Gene Ontology annotation, molecular function: zinc ion binding; metalloendopeptidase activity. The record is from RefSeq and is a predicted model, not a curated record. Gene Ontology annotation, biological process: proteolysis. Bases 3730 to 4590 code for a protein of 286 amino acids.